AUGUUUUCUAAAAAAUUUUUAAUAUAUAAUUUAUUAUUAAUACUAUUAUAUAUUUUAUUUGUAACAAAAGUAGAAUCACAUAUAAUAGAAUGUUGUAAGAAUGAAGAUAUACCUAAUCGUUGUAUUGAUACAUUAUGUGAUCCAAAAAAACCACCAGAUGAUUUAGAGAUUUAUGAAAUAUUUGAAAGUCGUGAUGAUUGUGCACAACAUUUACCAAAAAUUGCUAAAUGUAUUGCUGAUGGUAGAAAUCAUUCAUCCUGUUGUCAUGAAGAAGCAUUUGAUUCAGAACAAAAAGAUUGUUUUGAUAUAUGUGUAGGAUAUCAUAAUACAUCAAUAUCGUGGAUAAAAUAUCAAACAUGUUUAUCAAUUAAUUUAAAUUCAAUGUAUAAAUGUUUUAAAAAAGGAUAUAUAACACAUCCAGGACCACCAAUUAAUUUAAGAAUUAAUGAUAUUGAAAAAAAUAAUGUUCAUUUAUGGUGGUCAUUAUCACCAAUUAAUAGUCAUUUAGUUAAAAAAUAUUUAGUUAAAAUAAUUGAUUUAAAUAAAAAUAAGAUAGUAUUUUUAAAGGAAACAGAUAAGUUAAAUAUUAUUGUUACAGGUUUAAAACAAAAUACACAAUAUCAAGGUACUGUUGUUGCAAUAGGUAAAAAUUACCAAUAUUUAUCAUUAGAAUCGGAAAAAUUAAUAUUUGAAAGUAAAGGUCAUCCACCUAAAGUUAAGGCAUACUCAAAUAAUGUAUAUGGUUCACUUUAUGGUAGUGAAAUUGUAUUAUCAUGUAGAAUAUCAAAUAUUACUAAUAAUCCAAAAAAAAUUAAAGUUGAAUGGAAAAAAGAAAUUAAAGAAAAAAAUAUAUUUGAAAAUGUUAAUAAUUCUAGAUAUAAUAUAUCUAUUCAAACAUCAAAAGAUAGAAAAAAAGAACUUGGUACAAUAUUAAUUAUUAAAAAUAUUGAAGAAAUAGAUUAUGGAAAAUAUAAAUGUAUAGCAACAAAUGAUUAUGGUUCAAAUAAUGAUAUUAUAAUAUUUUCAAAAAAAGUAAUAACACCACCAUUUAGACCACCACCAUCAAUAGAAGAAUGUUGUGUAAUGGAAGGAAUUCCUUCAUAUUGUAUGACAAUAUGUGGUAAAGAAGAAUAUGAUGAUGAAGAAAAAGAAUUAAUAUUAUCACCAAGAAUGAAAAUUAAUUGUGAAAAUAAUAUUUAUCGUUUGACAAAAUGUUUUAUGAGAAAUGUUGAAGAUGGUAGUUGUUGUCUUAAAGAAAAUAUUCCAUUUCGUUGUAUGUAUAUGUGUGAUAAAAAUAGAUCACCAACAAAUUUAAUGCCAAAAAUAUGUUUAAAUUAUAUUAAUAAAAUAUCUGAAUGCCGUCUAGAGAUUGAAAAUAAUAAACCUAAUGGUAUUGAAAAUAUUAAAGUUAAUUAUUAUAAUAAAAUAUCAUUACUAUUAGAAUGGACAUCAUCAAAUAAUACAGAUUUUUAUGUAAUAUAUUGGAAAAAUGAUAAUGGAAAUGAUUGGGAGCGUAAAAUAACAUCAAAUAUUACUAAAAUAAUAUCUUUAGCUAAAGAUAUAGUAUUAAUUCCUUAUAAUAAAUAUGGUCCUGGAUAUCCUUAUAGGUUAAAGCUAAUUGAAAAUGAAUGGGUAUAUCAAAGUAAUUAA
Molecule: messenger RNA, 1650 nt
Organism: Strongyloides ratti
Lineage: Eukaryota; Metazoa; Nematoda; Chromadorea; Rhabditida; Strongyloididae
Product: Domain of unknown function DB domain and Immunoglobulin subtype domain and Fibronectin, type III domain and Immunoglobulin-like domain and Immunoglobulin I-set domain and Immunoglobulin-like fold domain-containing protein
Exons: 1
Coding region: 1-1650 (549 amino acids)
Molecular function (GO): protein binding
Source: RefSeq, a predicted model, not a curated record